AUGACCAUUGCAAUGCUGGUCUUCACAAAGCGGUUUGUUCUAUCCUUGACGGCCCGCUUGUUCGAUUCUUUGGGAUGGCUGGCUCCCACAAUCACUCGUGCAAAGAUUCUGUUUCAGUCAACUUGGCUUCAAGGCGUCGAUUGGGACACUCCGUUGGAUGAAGCCAGCACGCGACUUUGGCAGGAGUUCCAAGCCGACUUUCAAAGGCUGGAAAAGAUCCGCAUUCCGCGGUUCGUACCGCUCAAAGAGAUGGAUGCAGCGUUGGAGCUCCAUGGGUUCGCGGAUGCGUCCGAACGGGCAUACGCGGCCGUUGUUUACGCUCGGACUAACAUCGGCAAGGAAAGGGCGGAAAUAAAAUUGGUCGCUGCUAAUACCAAGGUGGCCCCAAUCAAACCGGUGACAUUUCCGCGCCUGGAGCUGUGCGCGGCAACAUUGCUCAUCCGCUUGGCAGCUCACGUGCGGCAGACCUUCAACGAGGAGGACAUUCCACUUCACUUGUGGUCCGAUUCCACCGUGGCGCUAGGUUGGAUUCCCGGUCAUCCGUCGCGGUGGAAGACGUUCGUGGCCAACAGGGUCGCCGAGAUCCAGACGACCUUGCCGGAAGCUAAGUGGCACCAUCUUCCGGGAUCAAGCAAUCCCGCGGACUGUGCAUCACGAGGAGUCUCUCCGGGCGAACUGGUGUCUCAUCCGCUUUGGUGGCAGGGCCCACCAUGGCUCCGAGAAGACAAAGCCUCGUGGAUGCCAUCUCUUGCCGAGGCACUUGACGACCUUCCGGAAGAACGAGCGAGGGCGCACGCCGUCGCGGUGCAGCAACAUCGGCUUACCGAGCCCGACGAGCUCACUCGCUUCUCUUCCUGGAUUCGCCUGUUACGGGUGACGGCCUGGUGCAGGCAGUGGCUGCAACGAUCUUCAGAGAUCUCUUACGGCAACAAAGGACCGGCCGGGUGCAGCCGACUCUCUCACGGCAUCCGAGUGCGACGAUGCCCGCCUUACCUGGAUCAAAAAAGUGCAAGCUGA
This is a messenger RNA of Formica exsecta, 1017 nucleotides long. RefSeq lists its product as uncharacterized. The transcript has a single exon. NCBI's taxonomy places the organism in Eukaryota, Metazoa, Arthropoda, Insecta, Hymenoptera, Formicidae. The record is from RefSeq and is a predicted model, not a curated record. The coding region runs from base 1 to 1017 and encodes 338 amino acids.